GUCAUGGCGUUUCCCUAAGCUUUACAUACACCCAGUUAAGACAUGGACAAUUUCCAGCUGAUGUUGACUCGAUUUAAAGCUUUUGAGCAAAUGUACAGUUACGAAAAACGGUUACAGACUUUCUCCGAUUGGCCAUUCCGAGAGGAUUGUUUGUGCACACCCGAACAGAUGGCCAAGGCUGGAUUUGUCCACUGUCCGAGUGAAAACGAGCCGGAUGUAGCCUGCUGCUUCUUCUGCCUGAGAGAGCUGGAGGGAUGGGAGCCACAGGAUGACCCCUGGGCUGAGCACAUCAAGCGCACUCCUAACUGCCCCUUCCUGCUGAUGAAGAAGGACUACGGUGAAAUGACCCUGGUUGACCAUCUGCAUCUAAGUAGCGAGCGGCUCAACCUUUUCCUAGAUGCUUUGGGUCGUUCUCUUGUAGAGAUGUAAAACCUUUGCCCCAGCCUAAGUUCCUGUCCCUUUUUGGUGAGAAAUGAAUUGGACCCAUUUUAAGAUGAGUGAAACAUGUUAGACAAUGUGGCAAACCUUUCUGUAUUGCAAUGCGCAAGUUAAUGAACCGGAAGAGUUUGAGCAGCACGUUUUCCGUUGUGCUAUCAGGUCUGAU
Molecule: messenger RNA, 604 nt
Organism: Clupea harengus (Atlantic herring)
Lineage: Eukaryota; Metazoa; Chordata; Actinopteri; Clupeiformes; Clupeidae
Gene: birc5b
Product: baculoviral IAP repeat containing 5b
Source: RefSeq, a predicted model, not a curated record